This is a messenger RNA of Lobosporangium transversale, 960 nucleotides long. RefSeq lists its product as hypothetical. Lineage: Eukaryota; Fungi; Mortierellomycota; Mortierellomycetes; Mortierellales; Mortierellaceae. The record is from RefSeq and is a predicted model, not a curated record. The coding region runs from base 104 to 766 and encodes 220 amino acids. The transcript has 2 exons.
CCACCCUAGAACAGACUUCUACAACAAACUCAUCUGCAGCUUUCUCAUAAAAACUUUCCUACACACUCCAAGCCAAUAGCUUCACUCAAAACAUACUCUCAACAUGAAAAUCUCUUCCGUCAUCCUUGCAUUGUCUGCUGUCGUUGCCAUGACUCAGGCUCUUGCUCCUAUCACUCCUUCCAGCGACAUUGCACCUUUGAAUAAUGGCGUAAAUGUCAACAACAUGGUUCCUAGUUUGCUUAAGCGCCAUGUCGCCGCCGCUGCAGUCGAUGCCGAUGUCAAGGUCGAUGCUCUCGUUGUUGUAGUAGCCGAUAUCGUUCUCGAUGUUAAGGCCAAGCUUAAUGCUUUUAUUGCUGCUCAAGUUGAGGCCAAGUUGAAGGCCGAUGUCAGCCUUGUUGGCCUUGUUGAUAUCCGCGCCAAGGUGGAUGCUGCUGUUCAAGCCACCAUUGAUCUUUACUUGGGACUUGAUGUCAAUGCCGAUAUUCAAGUUGCAUUGGCAGCUAUUGUCGAUGCUCACGUCAGCGCCAAUGUUGAUGCUGAUGCCAAGGCCAUCGCUGCUGAUGUCAAGGCCUUGAUUGAAGCACGCCUCAAUGCUUUGGUCGCUCACGUCGAUGCCAAGGUCCUCGCUGCUGUCUAUGCUGCCAUCGGAGCUUCUGUCAAUGUUGGUGUUGGUGUUGAUCUUGACGUCGAUGUUCACGCUGAGGUCCUUGCUCUCCUUGCUGAGGUUAAUGUCGAAGCCAUCAUCGCCGCCCUUGUCAACCUUUAAAGGGAUCUCCUCAAAGAAAGCAAAAAAUCACCCUAGACAAAUUCCUACUUUUUAUAACCUACAAACCUAUCUAAUUCCACUUAUUUAGCCUCUAUCUAUAAUUCUCCAUCUUUCUCUCGAAAAGUCUCUUUUUUGCUGCGCAUUUAAGAGAAUAGCUAAUUGUUUUGUAAUACAAAGAAACCAUUAAUUAAUCU